AACAACCUUUUACUUUGACGUUUGUUAUCUAUAGAUUAUUUGGAAUAUAAGUCGCAUUUCAGUCGUCCUCCUCCAGAAGAGAAGCAGCGGCAGCAGACAGAACAAGGAGUUUGAAUCGCUAUAUAUCUAUUUUUAUAUUUUCUUGGACUACUUUUGCGAAAAAAAAUCUCAAGAUGACUACCUACUUCAGCUAUCCCUCCGAAGAAUUGCAAAAGGAACUCAGCCGCAUUGCACAGGCAAUUGUUGCCCCCGGCAAAGGCAUCUUGGCUGCUGAUGAAUCUGUUUCGACAAUGGGAAAGCGUUUGAAGGAUAUCGGUGUCGAAAACACUGAAGACAACCGCCGCCAGUACCGCCAACUUUUGUUUACUACUGACCCCAAAGUAUCUGAAAAUAUCUCUGGUGUUAUUUUGUUCCACGAGACAUUGUACCAAAAGGCUGAUGAUGGCACUCCCUUCGUGGAAUUAUUGAAGAAGCGAGGUAUUAUCCCCGGUAUCAAGGUCGACAAAGGUGUUGUACCAUUGAUGGGCUCCGAAGAUGAAUGCACCACCCAAGGUUUGGAUGACUUGGCCAGCCGCUGCGCCCAAUAUAAGAAGGACGGUUGUGAUUUCGCUAAGUGGCGUUGUGUUUUGAAGAUUGGCAAGAACACCCCAUCUUACCAAUCCAUCUUGGAGAACGCUAAUGUUUUGGCUCGUUAUGCUUCUAUCUGUCAAUCGCAAGGCAUUGUUCCCAUUGUAGAGCCUGAAGUAUUGCCCGAUGGUGACCAUGAUUUGGAUCGUGCCCAAAAAGUAACAGAAACCGUUUUGGCUGCUGUGUACAAAGCUUUGAACGACCAUCAUGUAUUUUUGGAAGGUACUCUCUUGAAACCUAACAUGGUAACAGCUGGCCAAUCCUGCGCCAAAAAAUACACUCCUGAACAAGUUGCUUUUGCAACUGUGACAGCUCUGCGUCGCACCGUUCCCGCUGCCGUUCCCGGUAUCACCUUCUUGUCUGGCGGCCAAUCCGAAGAGGAAGCUUCUGUUCACUUGAACGCCAUUAACAACGUUCCUCUGUUGAAACCAUGGGCAUUGACCUUCUCAUAUGGUCGUGCUUUGCAAGCUUCCGUCCUCCGCGCUUGGGGUGGAAAGAAAGAAAAUGUUGCUGCUGGACAAAAUGAAUUGCUUAAACGCGCCAAGGGUAAUGGCGAAGCUGCUGUUGGUAAAUACGUUGCCGGCAGUGUAGUUGGCGCUGGUGCCGACGCUACACUAUUCGUUGCCAAUCAUGCCUACUAAAUGGUAGGUCAACCUGUUCUAAAUGACAAGAGAUUGGAAGUUAAUUGUUUGGCAAUUUAUUUUUAAGUAAUACAUACAUUUAGCCUAUUAUUUGAUGGAGACAACAACAUUGUUUAGAAAUUUAAAUGUCUAUAUUAAGCAAAAAACUGCAACGUCAACGCGCAACCAACUUGUUUAAAUUUUAUCGUUAAGUCCACGCUAUAAACAUAGAGUACCUUCAUCUGAAAUCAAUAAAAAACAUACAAAAAAUAAGCUUGAACAUUUGAUUCAAACAGA
Messenger RNA from Musca domestica (house fly), 1544 nucleotides. RefSeq names its product fructose-bisphosphate aldolase. Gene Ontology annotation, biological process: fructose 1,6-bisphosphate metabolic process; glycolytic process. Gene Ontology annotation, cellular component: cytosol. Lineage: Eukaryota; Metazoa; Arthropoda; Insecta; Diptera; Muscidae. The transcript has 4 exons. The record is from RefSeq and is a predicted model, not a curated record. Gene Ontology annotation, molecular function: fructose-bisphosphate aldolase activity. The coding region runs from base 174 to 1268 and encodes 364 amino acids.